Messenger RNA from Xenopus tropicalis (tropical clawed frog), 947 nucleotides. It is a transcript of the gene gh1, whose product is annotated as growth hormone 1. Gene Ontology annotation, cellular component: extracellular region. The coding region runs from base 55 to 699 and encodes 214 amino acids. The record is from RefSeq and is a predicted model, not a curated record. Gene Ontology annotation, biological process: signal transduction. The transcript is spliced from 5 exons. NCBI's taxonomy places the organism in Eukaryota, Metazoa, Chordata, Amphibia, Anura, Pipidae. Gene Ontology annotation, molecular function: growth hormone receptor binding; hormone activity.
CACCAAGCCGCAGACCUUCAUUGACCACCCCUGGGACAUUCAACUUUAGGACACAUGGCUACAGGGUUCUGCUCAUCAUUUGGACUCCUAGUCAUCCUCUUGCUGAAGAAUGUUGCUGAUGCUGGCGCUUUCCCAUCAGUGCCUCUGUUCAGUCUAUUCACCAAUGCUGUAAGCAGGGCACAGUACCUUCACAUGCUGGCUGCCGACACAUACAGGGAUUAUGAGCGGACCUAUAUCUCAGAAGACCAGAGGCAUUCCAAUAAGAACUCUCAUGUAGUGUCCUGUUACUCUGAAACCAUCCCUUAUCCAACAGACAAAGACAACACUCACCAGAAGACUGACAUGGAACUUUUGCGGUUCUCUCUGAACCUUAUUCAGUCCUGGUUGAACCCAGUGCAAGCCCUGAGCAAAGUGUUCAGCAACAAUCUGGUGUUUGGAAGUUCUGACGUGUAUGAGAGACUGAAGUACCUGGAGGAAGGAAUCCAGGCUCUGAUGCGGGAGUUGGAAGAUGGAAGCUUCCGCAAUUUCCCCUUUCUGAGACCCCCUUACGAGAGAUUUGAAAUUAACCUGCGCAGCGACGACGCUCUGGUAAAAGUCUACGGCCUUCUGUCCUGUUUCAAGAAAGACAUGCACAAAGUGGAGACCUACCUGAAAGUCAUGAAGUGCCGACGCUUUGUAGAAGGCAACUGCACAAUUUAACUGUAUAUUUCUUUUCAAUAGGAGUUGUCUGUAUCCACCGGAGCUCUAUAAAAUAUAGUUCUGCCUUCUAACACUGCCUCGUGUAGUAGGAAAGGGGAUACGGCCCAAGAUGUAUAUUACUUUUGCCUAUAAUUUGUGGCUGGGAACACUUGUCAGGCGGGUUAUGCUUUUUGUGUUGCUGAAAUCUUUGUAAAUUGUGACAAAUAUAUUCUUAAUAAAGAUGCAUUUACAGAUUUGUGUAUUCAAAA